AAUUAAUCAUAUAAGCCUGCCCAAGCUUCCAGCUUAACCACAAUAUUCUCCGCCGACCGCAAAACAAACAAACAAACAUGAUGACUUUUCGGAGCUGCGGCCACUUUGUCUGUGAUGAGGAUGAAAAGUUGUCGCCGCCGCAUUUGUGUCAUCGGGAGUCAGGCUCUGACGGCGAUGACGCCACCAUGUACGACGAACUGGAUUCCCCCAAACAAUCGUCCACCAUUUCUUCCGACGACGCUUCGGAGAUCAUUGGCGGCGGGUGGAGCUUUCUUGUGGAGGAGCUGCAGGCGAACAAUAAGGUCGAGGCGGCGGGGGAAGUCGCGAACGCUCCACCGCCGCCUCGCCGUAUGAAGCGCUCCUUGUCCACACUGAGUUCCAAAAGCCUGAACAUGUGCACUGAGGGCUUGGGCUGUGAAACCGGCUUCGGUAUUACCCAAAGCAUUGACGACUUGCUGGGCAAUCCCGCUCCGGCGCCGGCGCAAGAGGGUGUUUUCGCACCACCGCCGAUUAAUCCGGCCGGGAGGCCGCCGGUGAUGAUUGCGAGGAAGAAGUUCAACAGAACCAAGAGCUUCCCGCCUCCUCUAAGUUCUGCCAAAGAUCAGCAGGCCAGGCGCGAGGAUGGGGUGAAGAUGUUGCUGCGUCGUCGGGAAGGCGGCCGGUUGGUGGUAACCGCCGUGUGCGUAACCCGACCUGACUCUUUCUUCCGAGAAAACAGGUCGGACGGGAGGCUUAGGCUGUCCUUCAAAAUGGGUGCGGCGGAUGACGACGUUUGUGAAGAGUCAGUUGAGGAUUGAUUAAUUAAGUGCAGUGACGGUGGCUAGCUUAUAUGACCAUGAUAAUGAUGGAAGAAAGGUUGCACAAAAUUAAGUUUGGAAAAUUCGCAAGAUAAAAGUAAAUAAGUUUGAAAAUUUUAAAAUAAGAUCGUCAUAUUUUUAUUCUCAAAAUAUGAAUAAUUACUGUCAAGUCUGAUUUUAUCAAAAUAUGACAGCAAUUGGUCUCGUGUUUGGAAUAAAAACAUGACAUUCAUAUUUCAACAUUUUUAGUCCUAUUUUAAAUAAUUUUCGAAAGUUAAUGGUUUUAAUUUGUUGCUUCAUCUCAAGUUAUCAACUAUAAAAUUAAAUGUCGUUUUCUUGCUUGUUAUUAAGAGUAGUAGCUUUCCGACAAUAUAUACUUCACUUUUUCCUUCUUGC
Molecule: messenger RNA, 1193 nt
Organism: Cuscuta epithymum
Lineage: Eukaryota; Viridiplantae; Streptophyta; Magnoliopsida; Solanales; Convolvulaceae
Source: the annotation of a GenBank genome assembly